This is a messenger RNA of Eucalyptus grandis, 5086 nucleotides long. RefSeq names its product SNF2 domain-containing protein CLASSY 1. Gene Ontology annotation, molecular function: ATP binding; ATP-dependent chromatin remodeler activity. The transcript is spliced from 9 exons. The record is from RefSeq and is a predicted model, not a curated record. NCBI's taxonomy places the organism in Eukaryota, Viridiplantae, Streptophyta, Magnoliopsida, Myrtales, Myrtaceae. Gene Ontology annotation, biological process: gene silencing by siRNA-directed DNA methylation. Bases 869 to 4672 code for a protein of 1267 amino acids.
CAUUUCCUUCUUUAUCUCAAGAAGUCAUCACGUUUCAUCACUCCCACGAGCCUCUCCUUCUUCACCCAACUACUCAUCAGCAAUUCCACUUUGGUCCCACGUCUCUCUCUCUCUCUCAAAGGCUCAAGACAGUGUUGACAUUACAUCACAUUUUUACAGACCAACAGAAAUUUUACACAGGAAUCUUUAUCCUGCCAAGAAAAGCAGCAAAGCCCGCUUCUCUCUCUUCCUUAAUCGUUUCCAUGGAUUGCCCAGUAAACAGAGACAGCGAGCGAGAGCAUUCACUUUUUCUACCGAAAACAAGAGAAAAAAGCAAGAACCUUUAAAGCUUUGUUUUUUAGCAGUCAGGAGAAAAGAAAAAUAAAGCCUUGCGCCCUGCACAGAAUCCAAUACUCUGUGUGCAUAGAUUUCUCCGUUUCACUGUCCCUGUCUCCUCUCUCUCUUGGUUCCUGCAAAUUUUCUUUACUCUCUCUCUCUCUCUCUCUCUCUCUCUCAGCAGCUCUGAAGACUGAACCUCCCAACGACAUUUCAAGACCCUUCUUCUCUCUCUCUCUCUCUCUAUUCUUAUUCUUGAGGGGGUCAAACGAUCGCCGGAAAUCUGUCACAGUCGCUGGUUAAAGUAAUUAACAGCUCUCUUACUUACCCGUCCCGAUAUAGAUCGCAUGGCCAUGGAAAGAAGGAAAUGGAAUGUCCUACCAUUUUUGCUAGGUUAGAAAGUUAAUGCUCUGCUUUAAAGGUACAGAGGAUCAUGUCUCUUAUAAGAGGGAAAUGAAAAUGAAUACAUUUCGCUGGAUGCUCUUGAAAGGUACGUGAUUCCAAACCAGCAUUUCAUUGAAAGCUGGAGAAAGGAUUUCACUGCUGCAGAGUUAUGGGAAGGAGGAGAGAUUUAUAUCUGUCCAAGCAUCCAUUUAAUGCAUACCCUUUUGAGGCUUUGUGUGUGGGAUCAUGGCAACCUGUGGAGUCAAUAAGAAUUAGCCAUGGAAGAAUGACCACAUGCACUGUUGAUGACCAGUAUACAAUCGAGGAAAGUGGACCUUUCACUAAUGUGCGGAUAAAGUCACGUCAAGCAACUUUAUCUGACUGUACCUGCUUUUUGAGGCCUGGGGUGGACAUAUGCGUGCUUUCUCCUAGCGAAAAAUCAGAUUGCUUUGGAGAACUUCAAGAGCCUGGGUGGGUUGAUGCACGGAUAAGUUCGAUUGAGAGGAAGCCUCAUGAAUCUAGAUGCUGCUGUCAGUUCUAUGUGAAAUUGUACACUUCCAAAUGUCCUCUUGGCUCAGAAAAAGGAGUACUUAGUCAAGAGAUUAUUUUAGUAGGAAUAGAUGACAUCUCCAUCCUCCAAAGACUCGAUUCUAAACAUUUUGAAAGCCAGCUAUAUCGGUGGACGUACGCCGAGGACUGCUCUUUAUUGCAGAGAAGUAAAUUGCUACUAGGAAGAUUCUUGGCUGACAUUUCUUGGUUACUUGUCACAUCAGCCCUGAAACAGAUCAUUUUCAAUAUAAGGUCACUGCACAAUAAGAUUGUCUACGAGAUAUGUGGUCGUGAUGGAAGAGUCUCUUUCGAUACUGACAAUAACUUGAGAACUUUGAACUUCAAAGUCGAAAAUGAAGUUAUGCUUCCUAUCAUAGUCCAGCACAUUCCAACGAAAACAAGUGAGGCAGUUGUUGCUUUUGAAGAACAUGAAUCUGCACUUGUGCCCUUCUCAGAUGUUAUGGACUUGAGACGCUCCAAACGUAGAAACGUUCAGCCAGAGCGUUUCCUUGGAUGUGAUGUAUCCCAGUUAAACAUUUCCUUUCAUACUACAGGGCUAUACAAGGUUGAUAAAUGGAAUAAUAUCGAAGAAGAUGAAGAAAUGUCUCUACCGCUCUCUGAGCUAUUCGGUUUGCGUGCAAAAAGUUCAGUUGAGCAUGCAGGGCUUAAGAAAAGGAAGUGGUCCCGCAAAAGGAAAACCACAAGAGAUCUUGUUGUGCAUGAGAAGUCAUUUGAAUCGAGGGAGGAAAAACAGACCGUUGGUAAGCGGAAGGACUAUCACACUGAAUCAAGCACCAGUAGUCGAAAGGAUUACCAAAAUCGACUUGCUAUUGUUCCUCUGGGUACUGAAAGUGAUCCUAUUGCCCUCAAUCAAUAUCAUCCACGAGCCAAGAUCCCGAGAAAUCGUUCGCGGGUGAACAAUGAAGAUCCAUUGUAUUAUUCUAUGCAAAGUUCAUCGGUCGAGCAGGGUAGGGGCUUUCCUGAUCUAGAAGAUAUGGAGUUUGAAACAAGAUGGGUCGGAAGUCCUCCAGGCAAGAAAAUUCAACGGAAAAAGUACCACCAAGUACAAACCAAAAGAGAGUGUCUGACUGAGGAGAGAAUCUACGGCCAAAGAACCUUAAGUGCUGGCAUGUAUAAGGAUCUCAUAAAGUCUUACAUGAAGAGCAUUGAUUCCACAGUAACAAACAAUGAAGAGCCGCUUUUGGUAGAUCAGUGGAACAGAUUGGCCAGCAGAAACCAUGUGGACCGCCGAUUUGAGGUGGAAAUGCCCUCACCUGUUGAGGAAGUUGAAGACCCCGAAUUAGAGAUGUUGUGGAGAGAGAUGGAGCUGUCCAUGACAUCAUCAUACCUUUUCGAGGAGAACGAGGGAUCGAAAGCUGAACUGUGCAAUGAGUAUGUUGAAAGAACAAUUAAUCGCUGCCACCAUGAGAAUAUUCUGGACGAGGAAAUCGGGAUUUUAUGCAAAUUGUGUGGUACUGUGAUCUCUGAAAUAAGGGAUAUUUCACCAGCAUUUCUGCCGUCAGCAACCUGGACAACAGACCACAAGACAAACAACGAACAGAACCCCGAACAUGAUCAAGCUGAAGACGAAGGUCUGGAUAUCUUCUGUAAGAAUGAUGCUUCGGACCCAAAAGUAGCAGAAGAAAACGAGAACGUAUGGACCCUAAUUCCUGAACUUAGGAAAAAAUUGCACAUCCAUCAGAAAAAGGCUUUCGAGUUUCUGUGGCAAAAUGUGACAGGAUCACUGCUACCAGCUCAGAUGGAGACGUCAGGCAAGAAGACCGGUGGUUGUGUCAUAUCUCAUACCCCUGGAGCUGGAAAGACUUUUCUUAUAAUUGCGUUUCUUGUCAGCUACUUGAAAUUGUUUCCAGGCAAACGACCAUUGGUUCUUGCUCCGAAGACGACACUGUAUACCUGGCAUAAAGAAUUUGUCAAGUGGGAAAUCCCAAUACCUGUCUAUCUCAUCCAUGGUCGUCGAAGCUACAGAGUAUUCAGGCAAAAAAGUAUUUCAUUUGCAGGAAUGCCAAAACCUGGUCAAGAUGUUAUGCAUGUUUUGGAUUGCUUAGAGAAGAUACAGAAGUGGCAUGCUCAUCCCAGCGUGCUUGUCAUGGGAUAUACCUCCUUUUUAACUCUAAUGCGAGAAGACUCAAAAUUCGCUCACAGAAAACACAUGGCUAAAGUAUUGAGAGAAAGCCCCGGUAUCCUCAUUCUAGAUGAGGGUCACAACCCCAGAAGUACCAAAUCCAGGCUGCGGAAAGUUCUGAUGAAAGUUCAGACGGACUUGAGAAUAUUGCUCUCUGGGACGCUCUUUCAGAAUAAUUUCUGUGAGUACUUCAAUACUCUUUGCUUGGCAAGACCGAAGUUUAUCCAUGAAGUAUUGAGGGUACUGGAUCCAAAGUUCAGAAAGAAAACGAAGAAGAAAGCACGCAACUUGUUGGAAUCUCGAGCGAGGAAGUUCUUCAUCGAUAAUAUCGGAAAUAAAAUCAAUUCCAGCAAUAAUGAAGAAAGGAUACAGGGCCUAAACAUGCUGAGGAAUAUGACAAGUGGAUUCAUUGAUAAUUAUGAAGCUGGAAAUUCAGAUACUCUUCCCGGUUUACAAAGCUAUACUCUAUUGAUGAACCCAACAGAUAUACAACAACAUGUGCUGUUGAAGCUUCACAGGAUCAUGUCUAAGUACCAUGGAUAUCCUCUUGAGCUAGAACUUUUAAUUACACUCGGCUCCAUACAUCCUUGGCUGGUCAAAACUGCUUGCUGUGCCAGCAAAUUUUUUAACAGGGAGGAACUGAAUCAGCUUGACAAGCACAAGUUCGAUAUUAAGAAAGGGUCAAAAGUGAAGUUCGUCCUUAGCCUCGUGUAUCGUGUUUUUCAGAAGGAGAAGGUUUUGAUCUUUUGCCACAACAUUGCCCCCAUAAAUUUAUUUCUCGAACUUUUCGAGAACAUUUUUGGGUGGCGGAAGGGAAAAGAAGUUAUGGUCCUCACAGGGGACCUAGAGCUUUUCGAGCGAGGGAGAGUGAUGGAUCAGUUUGAGGAGCCCGGUCAUCCCUCGAGAAUACUUCUUGCCUCUAUAACAGCCUGUGCUGAAGGUAUCAGUCUGACUGCAGCUUCCCGGGUGAUCUUACUGGAUUCCGAGUGGAACCCGUCAAAAACCAAGCAGGCCAUUGCACGGGCCUUUCGGCCCGGUCAGCAGAAGAUGGUUUAUGUGUACCAGCUUCUGGCAGCAAACACGCUGGAGGAAGAUAAAUAUCGCAGGACCACAUGGAAAGAAUGGGUGUCAAGCAUGAUUUUUAGUGAGGCGUUUGUGGAGGACCCCUCUUGUUGGCAAAGAAACAAGCUUGAGGACGAGAUAUUGAGAGAAAUGGUGGAGGAAGACAAAUCGAAAUCCAUUCAUAUGAUUAUGAAGAAUGAGAAGGCUUCAACAAACUAAUGAAAGUGAACAAGUGGGAAUAAUUACAAAUAGAUGCUGCUGCUGCUGUUGCUAAAGUAUGAUAAACUCUAUGGAUAAUCCAGAAGAAGAAGGAGAUGAGAAGAAGGAAAUACAAGAGAAGACACUCAAGGGGUUGUUCAAGGUGUUUUAGCAAGCUCUCUGAUGAAAGCUAAGCCUUUGCUUUUAUUAGAUUGCAAAAGCAUCCUUUUGACUGCAUUAUUGCUGUGCUUUUAGCCUUGUACCUGGACGGACUAAGUGACUGGGAUAAUGACGAUGUUUUACAGUGUUGGAGUAACGUAAAAAGACUUUGGCAAAACGUGCAGAGGAGCCUUUCAAGGCCCCGGUUUGGCGUUGAGUAUUGUCGAUCAAUUGGCUAUGGUAGCUUUUAUAAUUAUAUGUGAGUAAUUCAGCCUA